This is a messenger RNA of Cyclocybe aegerita, 1602 nucleotides long. The record is from the annotation of a GenBank genome assembly. NCBI's taxonomy places the organism in Eukaryota, Fungi, Basidiomycota, Agaricomycetes, Agaricales, Hemipholiotaceae.
AUGACGCGCAAGAAAGCUAAGGCAAGCACAGAUACUGGAGAGAUUGCAGAACGAUCCAUGAAAUUCUUCAUGUCGUCAAUACGCGACCCACAAAAGGUCGUGCACUGUGGGCGAUGCCUGUAUGGUGCCUUGCUCCUUUCGACCGCAGACCCCGAGCGUCCGAUCGACACGCCGGAGAAAUCGCCAACCUCGAUCAGGAAGAAUCUUGAAUUUUGGAAUCUCCUCCUCUCGUUUCUUGUUACCCCCAGAACGGACGAAGAAGUUGACCGCAUACUCACUUCGUUCUCGCAAUGUUCUUGCCACCUCACUGAUCCCAAUAUCAGCCAAUACCACAGGGCUGCACAGCUAGCAGAGGCGGGCUCGAUGAACAGGACAUGGAUGGAAUAUUACGCACCGCCGUCUGAGAAAUCGAAGUACUCGACUGCGCGGUGCGCCUUCGUGAUCAAGGGUUUUACCGUCCUUUACUCUGGCCUUAAGGAAGGCGGCAUCAAAUCCGUAGCAAAGGACACUACCCGUACAUGGCCUGGUACCCCAGCGGAUCUCAUGCCAUUUGGCCCCGACGAACUGGUGAAAACCAUGCUGCAGUGGUAUCGCUUUGCCCCCGACCCCAUCGUUGUCCAACUUAUCACCCGCAUCCUCCACACCGCUCGCCACACCCUUAUCCCCAGCCUUUACAAAUAUCGCCUUGCCCACUCCUUCGUUGAUUAUGCGCGAAACAUAUUCGACCUCACCGUUGUCGAACUCCAGAAGCCACGGCCUGCAUCUGACAAGGCGUAUUUGACGGCUACGACAGCCAACCUCAUGCGGUAUCACUACAUACUGCAAGGAGUGUUGGACUUCUUGAACGAAGUCCUCAACGAGCUACCGUGUGAUUGCAUUGCGGACAUAAUACUUGGUUGCGAGACCAAGUUCAUGCAACUAUGUUCCCUCAUCGUUUAUCUCUCCUCCGAUCCAUGUAUGGUCAACCACGAAGCCAAUGAAAAGGCAAUUGACUCCUUCACACGUCAUGGCUUCUCUCUCUACAGGCUUUUCCACAUGCACCUCCCCCCUCGUCCCGACAUACCCCUCCACCCGGAUAUCGUGAAAUUGGACGAGAAAAUCUUCCCUCCCACCCUCCGUCAGAACUGUCCCGAAGACUGUCUUGCACUGGAUUGGAACCUUCCACAAGGAAGAUCGGUGUACAGCGUACAAGUGUCCCAACUCGAUACAAAGCGCAGGCAGGAGCUUCCAACGCUGCAGCCGCUGCCAUGCCGUCUCGCCACCGCAUGGCGCGAUGAGAAGUACCCCCACAAGCGGGUCUGUCGUGCUAUCCGCUCCUUGGUUAACGCGGCAGGUGGACCAGGGCUGUUUUGGCAUACAUCCGAUUCCCCUCCUAUACCGAUGGAGAUUCCUACAGAUUUGCCAUUCAUAGCCUUCGAACCUUAUAUCCUGGAAAAUUGGAAGAAGGUCGGUAUCAGUGAAGACCACAAAGAUAUGGUCCUCGUUUAUGACUGGUCCAAAUACAUCGAAGGGACAAGAAACGUGCCUAAUGGAUCGACAUGGACCGAGGGAUUUCCCGACUACGAAGACGCCCUUGCGAGGGUGACCGUUCCGCUUGGAUGA